AUGUCCGAGAUUCAGCUCUUGCUUUCUGCAGUCGCCAUGCAUUGUUUACAUAAUAAAGUAGUGAUUUCUUUAAAAAGGCCAAAGAUUAAGACUGAAGCGGGCUUUGCAUCAUGUGUUGUGAAGGCGCAGUUCUUCGGCCAGAUCAGUCUGGGUAAACCGGGGCAGAACUUCACGGUGGUGUUUGACACGGGAUCCUCUGACCUCUGGGUCCCGUCGUCCAACUGCGUGAGCCAAGCGUGCGCGAUGCACCACAAGUUCAAGGCCUUUGAGUCGAGCACGUACGCACACGACGGACGGGUCUUCGGCAUCCAGUACGGCUCCGGUCACCUUCUGGGAGUGAUGGCCAGAGAACAGCUGACGGUGGGCUCCAUGAGAGUCCAGAAUCAGGUGUUCGGCGAGGCCGUGUACGAGCCGGGCUUCACGUUCGUCCUGGCUCAGUUUGACGGGAUUCUGGGUCUGGGCUUCCCUCAGCUGGCGGAGGAGCUUGGCUCUCCUGUGUUCGACAGCAUGAUGGCGCAAGGCCUGCUGGAUGAGCCCGUCUUCUCCUUCUAUCUCAAGUAG
Molecule: messenger RNA, 561 nt
Organism: Pimephales promelas (fathead minnow)
Lineage: Eukaryota; Metazoa; Chordata; Actinopteri; Cypriniformes; Leuciscidae
Source: RefSeq, a predicted model, not a curated record